Messenger RNA from Capronia coronata CBS 617.96, 399 nucleotides. RefSeq lists its product as uncharacterized. Bases 1 to 399 code for a protein of 132 amino acids. The transcript has 3 exons. The record is from RefSeq and is a predicted model, not a curated record. NCBI's taxonomy places the organism in Eukaryota, Fungi, Ascomycota, Eurotiomycetes, Chaetothyriales, Herpotrichiellaceae.
AUGAAUACUAUUCGAUCAACUUGGUACGGUUUGGGCGUACUUUGUGUCGCAGGCGGCGGUGCAUACUAUUUUGCGAAGAAGUCCAUCAACGCCGAUAGAGCUGCACGCUACGACGCUGAACAGAAGAGAAAGGCCCAACAACAACGCCUGGAAGCUAGAUUCUCUUACAAAGACGCCCCUGCUACCAAGACAAAAAAACCCCUGGCCCAAACAGACCCAAACAGUGGGACGCAUAACGCAAAGGGACUCGACCACGCAGGAAGUCCAAGCAGUGAAAUAAGUGAAGAUGCAGCACCGGUAGGCCAUGCGCCUGUUGACACCGAGCAACGAAUGCGGGAAAAGAGCAAAUAUGAAGCUGCAGAACCAUACCGAAGCAAGAAGGGAGACCGAUUCAGCUAG